This is a messenger RNA of Ananas comosus (pineapple), 862 nucleotides long. RefSeq names its product dehydrogenase/reductase SDR family member 4-like. NCBI's taxonomy places the organism in Eukaryota, Viridiplantae, Streptophyta, Magnoliopsida, Poales, Bromeliaceae. Bases 229 to 843 code for a protein of 204 amino acids. The record is from RefSeq and is a predicted model, not a curated record. The transcript has 3 exons.
ACAAGACCCGAACCACUUCAAUUUCCUUUUGGAGUUCGAAGCGCUUGGCGAAAUUUUGCACUCCACCACCUACAAUUUCCCCAAUCUCGCCUUUUAAUCCCGACCCAUUUAUAGUUUGUAAUUAAUUGUUUUCUUUUUUGGUUGUUUUGAGAACACUCCUCAAUUUCGUUGGUGCGAUUUGUUGCUUCUCCUUCGAAUCCUUUGUUGCUCUUUUUAGGGUUUUUGAGGAUGGAAGGUUCUAGAAAGAGGGUUUUGGUCACCUCCAAUGGGGAUGAGAUCUCUAAGGGCGUUGCUUACCAUUUGGCCAAAUCUGGAUCCAGGUUGGUGUUGGUGGGUGAUGAGAACUCCCUUAGGGGAAUGGUUGGGGAAAUCUUGGGUUCUCUACAUGGGAUUGAACCCAUUGAUGUGGUUGGUUUGGAUUUUGAAGAGGAAAAGGAGGCUGCUUUUGAUGAGGCAGUGGAUAAGGCUUGGAUGCUUCUGGGCAAAUUAGAUGCUUUUGUCAACUGUUACUCCUAUGAAGGGAACAUGCAAGAUUGUCUCGAUAUAAGCGAAGAAGAGUAUAAAAAGACGGUGAAAAUUAAUGUAAUGGCACCGUGGUUUCUGCUAAAAGCUGUCGGUAAACGACUCAGAGAUUCUAAAUCAGGAGGAUCCAUCAUCUUUCUAACCCAAAUUAUUGGUGCUGAGAGAGGGUUGUAUCCCGGGGCUGCAGCUUAUGGUUCAAGUUUAGCUGCCAUUCAACAAUUGGUUCGGGUAAGUCACCUUUUCUUUUUCUUUAUGUCUACAUGUUUAUGUUCCUUAAACAUGUUGGUUCAGGAAAUCCCCCAAUGUAUCUUUUUAGUUUGAAUUGGAAUUGCGAAUUGGU